CACCACCUGCCACAAUGAGAGAAACAGUUUACCAGUUGGACUUCAAAGUUGAGAGACACAGGUAGCAAACGCGCGUGGAGUUUCCAGCACUAGCGGGAGUGGUAAGAUGAAUCCCAAUCCGAACGACCGUCGUGACGACGGCCACGGCGCCCCCAGCGACGCCUUGAAAGCGCCAGUCGCGGGAGAAGGACUCGCAGCGGACGCGACGGCGAUCCGCGAAUGGCGCGAUCGGCAGAAACUGGUGGAAAUCGUCGCGAGAGACGGCCACCAUUGGCUUAAGUACGGCGAGAAGCCUCUCAUGCGAACCGGAAUCAUCAGGGCAUACUACCGCUGUGGAUUCACCAAUAAAGGGGCGGGGUGUCCCGCCAAGAAGACCAUCGACCGCAACCCCGACGCAGUGGUAACAGAAGAGAACGUGCAAGUGUCAUACAGCAACAACCACAACCACCAAAAAGAACAGCCACCACAGCCUGCGGAGCGCCCCGCAUCGAUCCCAAAGGCUGGGUCGGAGGCAGAGCGGCAGAGAAACCCUACCCUCAAGGGAGAGGCUUCAGCGGCUGGUGCACUUGCCGCAGCACCUGCUUCACCCUCUGCUGCUUCAAGCAGAAGUUCUGCUCGUGCUGCUGUGUCUGCUGCUGUCACCAACACUGCCGCUACUAGCGUUGCUGCCCGACCAACAAUCGACUCGUCAGCAGCCCGACAGCAGCGAGAAAGGUCAGAAUUGCAGCAAAGCAACACUGCGCGUGAUAGUAGUAGGGUUCAUGAGGUUAUUACACCCAAAGCAGCCCUGUCAAGCCGGCUUAUAGCCUCCGCACCCCUCUCCCCAUGCUCAGCCACCUCCGCACCUGCCUCAGCCCUGUCGGCUGGUGCUGUCCCAAUCUCAGGAGAGAUUCUAAGGGGCAGGACCAAUCCCUUCGGAUCUCACUUGGUUGUUCCCUCAUCCAGCAACUUACGCAAACGACCUUUCGAGAUUACUCAAUGUGGUGGUGCUGCUGCUGUUACUGCGGCUGCUGCCGCAGCUACUUGCGGUGGCGGUGCCAACUUCACUGCCUCUGCUGCUGCUGCUGCCGCUUCCGCUGCCGCAGCUGCUGCCACACAUACCCACUCCCCACUCACCGGACCCCCUCAAUCGACGCAUGGCCUUACCUCAUCCUUCUCUGCUUCUAGCAGCGGCAGCAGCAGGGGGAGGGGCACUGGUGAUGGUGGAAGGGAGAAGGCGUUUCCUGCCGUCCAGAGCAGCAGGAGCUUCUCUGUUGCCGUCAGAUCCGCCAAUACAGCCGCUCCUACAGUGCCUGACACAGCCCUUGCUACAGGCGCUCCGGCUCCUACUGCUCCUACUACAUCCCCUGCUACAGACGCUCUGGCUCCUGCUACAGCCCCUGCUACAGGCGCUCUGGAUCCUGCUACAGCCCCUUUUUCAGCCUCAGCAGCCACCGGUGCUUGGGGGCCUCGUGCUCUUUCGGAUGCUGGUAACAGUGCUCCCCCUGGUAACCAUGCUGCUGUUGCUGUUGUGGUUAACAGAUCGGCUAGUGUGGGGGACAUAGCUGUCGCCACUAGGAGUGGGCCUGCUGGUGGCACCGUAACGGUUACACUUCCCAGUGGUAACACCAGCAGCAGAUCAGCCUCGUACUCUUCCCCCGCCAGCGUCCAGACCAACACCGCUGGCUUGGACAAUGGCUUGGCUUUGCCGGACCAGGCUCGGCAGCAGAAGCUGCCACCGCAGCAGCAGCAGCAGCAGCAGCAGCAGCAGCCAGGGUCCUUGGAAUGGCAGGAGCAGAGCAAGUGUGGAAGAUUGGGACUGAGGCGGGUAUUUUCUGACGAUGGUUCCUGGCAAGUUCAGUCGUUCGGGGAGCAAGCAGUAGGAGAGCCGAUCAGCGAGGAGUGUCCGACUGUAGGGGCAGGGACGCUGGGGGUGGGAGAGGAGGGGGAGAGUGAGGGUGGGAGUGGGAGAGCAGAGAGAAGGUUCAUUAUUGGAGAGAGGAGGGGGAGAAGGCAGACUGAGGGGGCUAGAGGUGCCUUUGAGCGGUUUCAAAGGAGCGUGGCGGGGCUGCUGGUGGAAGAAGAGGUAGCUGCUGGGGCUGCAUCAGGGGCUGCAUCAGGGGCUGCAGCUGGUGCUGCUGCUAUGGCUGCAACGAAGGCUGCAGGGGAGGCUGCUGCUGGGGCUGGCUCGGAGCGGUUUCAAAGGAGCGUGGCUGGGCUGCUGGUUGAGGAAGAGGUAGUGGCCGUGGCUGCAGCAGGUGCGGCCGCAAUUGCAGGAGGGGCAGCAGGAGGAGAAGCAGGAGGAGGGGUAGCGGGAGGAGGCGGGGCAGAAGCUAUGGAGACGGGUAGUCCUGGCUCGUCCUGGGGCACUGGGUGCGGGAUGGCUGACUCAGAGGAGCAGCGACGCGGCAAGAGGAGCAGGGUGCAGAGCCCACGGCUUCCGGAUGUAGACAUUGGGAAGGGCGGUGAUGUGGGGGAUAAUUUGGGGGAUGAUGUGGGGGAGGAUUUGGCUCUGUCUGCGGCUCUGCUGCACCACCUGAACCUGCAGCAGGAGGGGCAUCAGGCGGGGCAGCAGGGGGGGUGGCGGCAGCAGCAGCAGCAGCAGCAGGGAUUCCAGCAGGAGAAGUGGGGAGGUGUGAUGCUUCCAAGCGUGGGCAUUGACGUCAGCAGCGAGUGGCUGGCUAAUGAGGAGCCGCCACGUGUCCCAACAGAAGCUAGAAUCCACCUGGAGGAGGUAUGGGCCUCAUGGGGGCAGCAAGAGGAAGAGGAGGGAUGGCCGGGAGUGCGAGAGGUAGUGGGAGUGCAGGGAAUGCUGUGUGAGUAUGCUAUGCAGGGAGUGGGAGAAACGAAGGGAGUGCAAGAUAUGCAGGGAGUGAGAGAAACGAAGGGGAUUGAGGAUAUGGUUAGAGUGCGAGAGACGAAAGGAGGGCAUGUCGUGCAUGGUGCACGAGGUGGGCUGAGAGCGCGUGGCCGGCAGGGAGCAGAGGGAAUAGAGGCACAUGGCAUGGAGGGAGUGAGGAAGGCAGAACAGGUGCGGGAGGUUCAAAGCACGUGGGAGACACAGGAGGUCCUAGAUCUGCAGGGGUGUGAGGAGAAUCAGGAAAAGGCGCAGAGGAUGCAGCCGAUGCAGCAGCCGAUGCAGCAGCAUGAAAUGGAGGGGCAAGCGUGCUCGGCCUGCAUGCAUGCCCAUCAUCCAGUGGGCCCCAUCUUGGACCCCAUAUCCAACCAGCUAGGGACCCUCCUUCAACAGGGCAUUCCUCUCCUACACGUCCCCCACCUCCCCUUCCUCCCAAAGCACUCCAGCCUGGCCCCCCUCUCUGCUGCGCCUGCCUCCCAGGCAGCCCACUGGCAAGCCAAUCCGCCGAUCAACUCUUAUCCCCUGAAUCCUCUUCCUGCCCUUACCCCUGGCGCUGCUGCUGCUGUUGCUGGUGCUGCUGCUGGUGGUGGUUUUGCAAGCAUAGAGUCUGGGACUGAGGGGUAUCCCCAAGAGUAUCCGAUGACUGGGCUGGCAGCCACCUCCCUUGCUCCUGCCUCCUCUGCUGCCGCUGCUGCCGCUCCCUCCUCCGCUGCCUCUGCUGCCGCUCCCUCCUCUGCUGCUUCUGCUGCCACUGCUGCCACCUCAUUCCAUCCGCCUGUCACUCUGCCCGCAUUUUCAGCAUCAGGAUUCGGAGAAGGAAAAUCGGGAAGCUCCCUCCCUACCGGUUUCCCUGCUGCAUGUGCUUAUAAUGCGCGUGAUCUUGUGGAGGUUGCUGCUGCUGGCGCGAACAUGGAAGAGGCUGAGAGCAGGAAGCCUCCUCCUUCAGGGCACUCCAUAGACGAUCUGGUUACCAUGUUACCAGGUGUCAUCCCAGAUAUUCGCUCAAAUGGGUUUCCGGACAUAAGCGUAGCCACAGCAGAGCCAGAGGAUCUGGACUUGGCACGUGUGAUUCUGAGGCAGAUCGAGCAGCAAGAGAGAAGCAUGGCGGGAGGAAAAGGAGGAGAGGGUGGCUCGGGAAGUGGCUUGGGAAUAGGUGCGGGGAGUGAGGCAGUCGUCGGCACGGCAGAGCAGCAGCACUUUCCAGCAGAGCAGAACCAGAGAAUGCAUGAUCGCCUGGACAGGAGCAGCAGCCCCCCAAAGGACCUCAGCUCGAGAAUCGCCGUGGCCGCGGCUCUGGCUAUAGCAAUUGCCUCUUCUAGACCGAACUCAACUUCUGGUAGCAGAGGAGAAGGGGAGGGAGGGACAGCUCAGAACCAAGCUGUCAUAACUGCUGCUGCUGCUGCUUCAGCUCGUCAAUCCAUUCGCGACGCGGCUGCUGCGCCUUCUUCUGUUUCUUAUCUGGCUGGUGGUGCUGCUGCAUCUGCAGUGGACUUAGCUUCGCUGGGUCAGGCAGGAGAGGAGUGUGGUAACAAGCAACACCAUGAUGUGUUUGCGUUGCUCGGAGGAGGGGAUACGGUGAGCAUUAGUGACUUCAUGCAAGACGGCCAUGACAGAUGAAUGCGGUGACAAAAGCAGUUUACUCUAUUUUCCAGACUUUGUCAUUAAAACAC
Closterium sp. NIES-67 is the source of this 4506-nucleotide messenger RNA. The record is from the annotation of a GenBank genome assembly. Lineage: Eukaryota; Viridiplantae; Streptophyta; Zygnematophyceae; Desmidiales; Closteriaceae.